Lingula anatina is the source of this 564-nucleotide messenger RNA. RefSeq names its product protein pxr1-like. NCBI's taxonomy places the organism in Eukaryota, Metazoa, Brachiopoda, Lingulata, Lingulida, Lingulidae. The record is from RefSeq and is a predicted model, not a curated record.
AUGGCGUCUUUACGCAAUGGAAGAACUCUGAACGAGCUGGUUUUUUCUUUCAAAAACGCGUUUUAUAUUGCCUGGUAUUUGUUGCUGAUUGUGUUGUUAUUCAUCGCCGCUGAAAAGGCCGAAGAUGAAAUGGAGAUACACGUCGUGGAGGUACAGAAAAACGUCACUGAUGUUAUGAGAGAAAACGUAAAAAGAUCACGAAAACAGCGUGCAUAUUUACAAGAUACUGAAGCUUCCCUACAAAAUCCAGUGCAUGGAGAAAAACCUCGAAGGUCAAAGAACGGUAACCUUCACUCUCUGCUGUUAGAUGAAACAGUUAAAGACGGACAGGAAAAGGUGCGCAAAAGCAGGAGAAAGAAGUCUGAAAAGUCCGAUCACCGAAAAAGAAAAGACGAGGGUACGGUACUGGAUGAAAGCGCAGAGGCUAAAAGAAAAGAACACCGACGAAAAAAGAAGAAAGGCGUUUCACCGCGACCAAAAAUAUCGCCCGAGGCCACAAAUGAGAAAGACGAGUCGAGUCAUGAUGCAAGAUUCAUCUUAUCACGUGAUCUGCACCCAGUGUAA